Plasmodium vivax (malaria parasite P. vivax) is the source of this 3555-nucleotide messenger RNA. RefSeq lists its product as hypothetical. Bases 1 to 3555 code for a protein of 1184 amino acids. The transcript is spliced from 2 exons. NCBI's taxonomy places the organism in Eukaryota, Apicomplexa, Aconoidasida, Haemosporida, Plasmodiidae. The record is from RefSeq and is a predicted model, not a curated record.
AUGAAGGAAAAAACGAAUAAACCGCUUAUCCUUUCCACGAAGGUUUUUACCUUCUUCCUCCUAGUUUGCACCUGGAAAUAUCCCCUUGAGUCAUCAUCCACCUUUGGCAAGUCCCCCGAAACGAGAUGCCACCCAAGGAACGAACCAGCCAUGCAAGUGGGCAGAGUACUAAUUGGAGAUACCCUGGUACACUCCUCCGCCCCGAGAUACCCCACGUUAAAAGAAAAAUUAAUUGACAUACUUGAUGAGCAUGAUGAUGAGGUGUUCAGCAAACGAUUGAACGCCUUAAUACACGAUGAAAAAUUUAAAAAGCAAUUUGAGUUACUAUUCCAUGGCGGCCAAUUAAGGAAAGAUAUAUCCAGCUUAGCCAUUAACAACGAAAUAUUAAAAGCGGCAGGUAUGCCCAAUGUAUCGAAUUUUAUGAAUAAUGCCAGCUCGGACUGGGCAGAUGCCAUAAAGAAAGUUUCCUCCUCAGGCAGGGAAACACCCGCACGACAGUUCAACCAACAUCCGUUUAGGGUAGAAACCGCACAACAGUUCGCCCACACGAGUAGGGCAGAACCUGCACGACAGUUCAACCACCCCAAUUGGGUAGAACACGCACGACAGUUCAACCAACAUCCGUUUAGGGUAGAAACCGCACUACAAAUUGCCCACUCCAGUAGGGAAGAGCCCGCACGACAGUUCGCCCACCCCAAUAGAGUAGAACCCGCACGACAGUUCGCCCACCCCAAUAGAGUAGAACCUAUACGAAAUUUUCCCUCCCCAAAAUGGGAAGAAGCUGCAAGACAUAUUCCCGCCCUAAAUUGGGAAGAGGCCGCUCGUAAUCUGCCCUCCCAAUAUAGGGAAGAAGCUGCACGACAAUUUGCUCACUCGAAUAGGGAAGAACCUGCAAGACAAUUUGCCCACCCGAAAAGGGAAGAACCCGAACGAAAGUUACCCGCCAUCAAUUGGGAAGAAGCUGCAAGACAUUUUCAAUUCCAAGAUAAGGAAGAAGCCGCACAAAAAUUUCCCUCCCAAGAAAGAGAAGAACCUGCAAGACAGUUUCCCCCCCAAGAAAGAGAAGAACCUGUAAGACAUUUCCCCUCCCAAGAAAGAGAAGAACCUGCAAGACAUUUUCCCCCCCAAGAAAGAGAAGAACCUGUAAGACAUUUCCCCUCCCAAGAAAGAGAAGAACCUGCACGACAAUUCUCCCACUCGAAUAGGGAAGGAUCCGAACGAAAGUUUCCCGCCGUCAAUUGGGAAGAAGCUGCAAGACACUUUCACUUCCAAGAUAAGGAAGAAGCCGCACAAAAAUUUCCCUCCCAAGAUAAAGAUGAGUCCGUAGAAAAUUUCCCCCCCCAAGAAAGAGAAGAACCAGCAAGAAAUUAUCCCUCCCACGAUAGAGAAGAACCAGCAAGAAAUUAUCCCUCCCAAGAUAGUGAAGAACCCGCACGAAAUCCUCCCCCCAGAAAUUGGGAAGAACUCUCACAAAAGUUCCCCACCCCAAAUUGGGAAGAACUCUCACAGAAGUUUCGCUUCCAAGAAAGGGAAGAACUAUCACAAAAGUUUCGCUCUCAAGAUAGGGAUGAGCCCGCACGAAGGUUUCCCCCCCAAGAUAGAGAAGAACCCGCACGAAGAUUUCCCCCCCAAGAUAGGGAAGAAUCCGCACGAAGAUUUUCCUACCAAGAUAGGGAAGAACCCGCAAGAAAAUUUUCCUACCAAGAUAGGGAAGAAUCCGCACGAAGAUUUUCCUACCAAGGAAGGGAAGAACCCGCACGAAAGUUCACCAGCCUAGACGAGUCCCAAGACAUAUCCACGCUAGACAAUUCCCAAGAUUUAAGCGGACUAGACAAUUCCCAAGAUUUAAGCGGAUUAGACGAAUCCCAAGACAUAACCGUGCAAGAGAAGUCCCAAGAUUUAACCGCGCUAGACAACUCCCAAGACUUAACCGGACUAGACGAAUCUCAAGACAUAACUGGUAAAGACAAGUACCAAGAUACGACCGAAGUAGACGAGUCCCAAGAUAUACCCGAAUUAGACAAAUUCGAGAGAAUGAGCAAACGCUACAACUUCGAAAGAGAAAGAGAAAGAAAAAUGGAAAAAUCACACGAUCUACCCUACUUGAACCAACCAACCAAACCAUCAGAACAGUCUAGAUCACACAGAAGGGAUGUUUCCCACAAAAAGGAUGAGUCCCACGAAAAGGAUGAGUCCCGCAAAAAGGAUAGAUCCCACAAAAGGGAUAGAUCCCACAAAAAGGAUAGAUCCCACAAAAGGGAUAGAUCCCACAAAAAGGAUAAGUCCCACAAAAGGGAUAGAUCCCACAAAAAGGAUAAGUCCCACAAAAGGGAUAGAUCCCACAAAAAGGAUAAGUACUACGUGGAAAUACCAGAAAUUCGAAAAGUCCCAAAAAAAGCAGAGGAAUCCAAAUUUGAUGAUAAAUUUAAAAAAAACUCAAGUAAAUACAAAUUGGAAAUGAAAAUGACGAAAGAUGCUAAUAAAAAUAAUUAUGGCGAUAAGUACCCCAAGAAUUAUGACUCCAUGUAUGACCUAGACGCCAUGGAAAUGGAAGCUGCCUACAGAAAAAAGGAAUCCGCUCGAAAGGGAUACUUUGAUGAUAAGAAUAACUAUAAAGGUAAUGGCUACUACAUGGGUGAUGCCUAUGGAAUGCAAGAUGCAGAUAAUUUAAGGGAAAACCACGACAAAGUUGUGUACCUAGAUGAAGACGGAAAUUGCAUAAGUGCAGAAGAGUACAUGCUAAAUGAAUAUAAAUUCCAAAGAAAAAAUAAACAGCAAGGACAAGCUCCUUAUUAUGGAAAGGACGGCAGUUUCAACCUUAGAGACGAAUACGUUUUAAAACAAGAAAAGGUUAGAAUUCCUCAUGAGGAUGAAAAAGAAUAUGGCAUGCCCACAGACGGAUACCCAUUUAAAAAUGAAUUCACCGAUACGGAAAACUACGAUUCUGAUGAUGAAGAAUUCUACCAAGUAAUGAACGAAAAAGAUGAAAGCGAAAAAUCAAAAGCCAAAGGAAAGGGAAAGGGAAAAGAAAAAGAAAAGGAAAAGGCAAAAGGGAAGCUACCCAUGCUGGAAAAACAUUCCAAAAAGGAUUACAAAGAUUAUAAGAAUUCUAAAAAUGAGAAAAAGGGAAAUAGUAAAAACCAAAAAAUACCAAAAGGCAAAUCUUUAAUGCGCACCUUUUUUAACAAAAUAGACGCCAAGCUCGAGUCAGAAAUGGGACGCUACCUGAGCAUGAAGUCGAAAGAAAAACAAAAUUACGCAGAUGGAAAAGCAAAUGGAGCAAAAAAUUUUUUUAACUCUAUCAGCAAGUAUAGAGCGUUCGUUCCGCUUGGUGUGUUUGGAAUACUCUCCCUGGUAUUUUUAGGAUACCUUGUACAAGCGGGAUUAAUUUCCACAGGGCUUCCAAUAACCAUUGUUGCCCUCGUUAUAGUUUAUGGUUCAUAUGGCCUUCUAGGAUUAUACUACGCACGCAAAUUAGCCAAAGUAGCACGCGCAAGAAAAAAGAUCGAUAAAGCCGUUGCGAAGAAUAAAACGAACAAAAUUAAGACCCAUUAA